GCCGGGUGCGAGAAGGAUCCGGUUGUCACCGAGGGCGUGGUGCAAGGCUUCCCCGCGGCCGUGGCUGCCAUUGGUUUCUCCUGCCAGCGGAGGCUGGGCUAGAGGCACGGCCAGGGAGUGGGAGGGAAAGUUGUUGCCUGCGCCAUGUAGUUCUCACUCGGCUGUGGAGUUUGCGCUGGACCGGCUGGAGCGGGAGCCUCGGGUGCGAGAAGAGAGAGCCAGGGGUGGCUGGAUGUGAGGAAGAGCAGACUAAGGACUUCAGCACCAGAGAGCCCCCCCAAAAAAACACAGGAAGGAACCACUUGGCAGCAUUGGGUGGGUCCCUGCCUGCACCCUGGUGCUGACUGCCACUGUGCCAAGACGGUUGUGCUGGAGAGGAAGGGGCUGCUUUGCUCCCACUUUCUGACUCUGCCAGGUGGUGACUGUCUCCAGGUGUCCAUUCUCCAGCGCCCACCCCUGCUUGCUGAAGGGGCACGUGGCAGCCAAAACCAGAGUGUGAGUGCCACAAGAGAGCAGCCCCUGGCAGAGGCGGUGAUGCUGGGGUGCUCUCUUUGGGGCUCUGCACCCCCCACACCAACUAGGGGGAAGAGAGGGGCUAGGUGGCUAGAACCACUGCUGCUACUGGUGGUCUUCUCGGGCUGGGUUUUGGCUCAGCAGCCAUCUGAUUGCCCGGGACCUUGUGAGUGCUCCGAGGCAGCCAGGACGGUGAAGUGCAUCAACAAGAACUUGACGGAGGUGCCUUGGGACCUGCCCUGCUAUGUGCGGAACCUUUUCCUCACUGGCAACCGCAUCCACAACAUCUCCUCUGCCUCCUUCCCCUCGGAGUCUCUUCUGGAGCUCAGCAACCUCAACCUGAGUGGCAGUCACCUGAAGUGGGUGGAGGCUGGGGCUUUUGCCGGGCUGCCCAGCUUGAAGCAGCUGGACCUCAGCGACAAUGUCUUGCUUGGGCUCAGCCCCACGGCCCUCGGGAAUACCAGCAGCCCUUUAGAGGAGCUCAACCUGCACAACUCCCUCUCUAACAAUAGCUACGUGACCACCGUGGCCCAGCUGCUUCAGCAGGGGACUCUUCUGAACUUGAAGCGCCUGGAUCUGUCCGAGAACAACCUGCUUGACCUGCCCGUGGGCAUGUUCACUGUGCUGCCCCGCCUGCAGCACCUGGACCUGCACAACAACUCCCUGGUGGAUCUACACGACGUGGCAUUUGGGAACCUCUGUCAGCUGCAGAGCUUCAACCUCAGUGACAACUCCCUCAAACGCCUGAGGAACAGCACCCUCCUGCAGCUCCGCAGCCUUCCCUUGCUCACCAGCCUCAACCUUAACCACAACACCUGGGUCUGCGACUGUGGCAUCGAGGACCUGGUUGGCUGGCUCAAGGAGAGCAAUCAGGUGGAGGCCAAAGGGGCCCUCAAUUGCUCUUAUCCCAAAGAGAUGGAGAACAGCUCCUUGGUGAACAUUGAUGUUUCAGACCUGAACUGCCCAGAAUGGACCGAUAACCAGACUCAGCUUCAGACUUCUUACGUCUUCCUCGGGAUAGUCUUGGCUCUCAUUGGUGCCAUUUUCCUCCUGGUUUUGUACUUGAACCGAAAAGGGAUCAAAAAGUGGAUGUACAAUAUCAGGGAUGCCUGUAGAGACCACAUGGAGGGCUAUCACUACAGGUAUGAGAUCAACGCAGAUCCCCGGCUAACAAACCUCAGCUCCAGUUCUGAUGUCUGAAGAAGUGCUAUGGGGAAGCAGGCCAAGGGGCACAAUAGCUAUGCAUGGAAUGUAGACUAGCUUUAUCACACACACACACCCAUACACACAUGCUUGCUGCCCCUCAAUAUACAAUACACCCUUAGAGACAUCACAGACUUGACAUGCGCCAUACAGAGAGUUAUGCCUACCUGUACCACAAAAUCCACAAGUUAACAUUAUUAUUAUUAUCCACAGUCAAUUGUGCAUGAUAUCAGGCUGUGUGUAAGAAACAUGCUGCUGCUUCCUUGCCUGUUUGCUUUGGAACUUGCUAUUAGCAAAACAUCUCUCAGCUUCUGUGAAGGAAAAGGACAUUUUCACUCCCGCACCCCACCCUCUCCCACUCUGAUGUUCCCAAUCAUGAGGGCUUAUUAAAAAUACCAUUCAACAAA
This is a messenger RNA of Rhineura floridana, 2123 nucleotides long. RefSeq names its product trophoblast glycoprotein (gene TPBG). Gene Ontology annotation, biological process: negative regulation of canonical Wnt signaling pathway. Gene Ontology annotation, cellular component: plasma membrane. The transcript has 2 exons. The record is from RefSeq and is a predicted model, not a curated record. NCBI's taxonomy places the organism in Eukaryota, Metazoa, Chordata, Lepidosauria, Squamata, Rhineuridae. The coding region runs from base 535 to 1713 and encodes 392 amino acids. Gene Ontology annotation, molecular function: protein binding.